Psylliodes chrysocephalus is the source of this 638-nucleotide messenger RNA. NCBI's taxonomy places the organism in Eukaryota, Metazoa, Arthropoda, Insecta, Coleoptera, Chrysomelidae. The record is from the annotation of a GenBank genome assembly.
AGUUAACCGAAAAGUUUGGUUAUGAAUUUGUUUUGUUCACUGUUUUGGUGGCAAAUGAAGUUAUUUUUAUUGUUUUUAUUCCUCUUUUAUGCUAUUAGAAAGAGUUAAAAAUGAAUGUGCAAGAGGUUCAAGAAAAAGUGAAAGAAUACGAAUCAUUUGUAGAGAAUAAGCUGAAAAACGAUUUGAAAGAAAUAGAAACUAUACUUAAAAGCAAAGCAGAAAAACAUAGAGAUUGGGAAGAAGUAAAGGAAACAACAAAGGUAAUUCGUAGUUUCAAAGAAAAAAAUCGUGAUAUGAGACUGAAAGUAGACGUUGGUCAAGGUAUUAUGGUGCAAGGAGAAGUUACAGACUUUGAGCAAAAUUACAUUGACAUUGGCUUGGGAUAUUUACUGGAAAUGGACUGUGAUGAAGCUGAUCGAUACGCCGAUAUAAGGUUGAAAUUGUUACAAAAAGAAAUAACGCAUUAUAGAAAAUUGGCUGUCGAUAUAAAGGUUCAUAUUAAAUUAACUCUUUUGGCUAUGAGUGAAUUACAAGGCACUUUAUCUUUGUCUAAGAGUUAGCAUUAUUCUUUAUUUGUUUAGGUUUCACUAGUAUUAGGCUUAAUAAUAAAAUCUGUGAUUUUUGUUCCUUAGGUGUUG